This is a messenger RNA of Cheilinus undulatus (humphead wrasse), 1509 nucleotides long. RefSeq lists its product as uncharacterized. Gene Ontology annotation, biological process: interleukin-15-mediated signaling pathway; T cell activation; positive regulation of ERK1 and ERK2 cascade. The transcript has 7 exons. Bases 43 to 981 code for a protein of 312 amino acids. Lineage: Eukaryota; Metazoa; Chordata; Actinopteri; Labriformes; Labridae. The record is from RefSeq and is a predicted model, not a curated record. Gene Ontology annotation, cellular component: external side of plasma membrane; membrane raft. Gene Ontology annotation, molecular function: protein tyrosine kinase binding; MHC class II protein binding.
GUUGGGAGUGCGAGAGCUGAAGAAGAGAGACGGAGAAUCACCAUGGAUGAGCUCAGAUGGAUUCACAUUUCUGUCAUUCUGACAGCGCUGCUUCAGUUUACAGCAGCAGCCAUACCGUCUACCCUUCAUGUCAAAAAUGAAGAUGUCUUACUGACUUGCCAAAAUGUGAUAAAAGGUCAACAGAACUGUGACAGCACGACAUGGACAUUCACUAGACCCAGAUCAACAACAACAGUAGAGCUGGUCAGACUUGGACAGAUCAUUGAGAACUCUGGAGUCAGCCUGAGUGUUAGAGAGGACUGUUCUCUGGUUAUAAAGAAGGUCAGAGAGGGGGAUGCUGGUCGUUAUGACUGUCUGCAGUACAAAUAUGGCAUAAAACUAGCUCCAGAUGCUCCUGUUUAUCUGUCUGUUGUUGCCAUGGCUGAGCUUGUGAAAAAUGAUGUGGUGUUUGUUACCUGCUCUGUGUCCCCAUAUGAUCGGUGUAAACACAUCGUGACGUGGCUGUAUGAGGGUAAAGAUAUGAGACAACAUAAUCAAGGGGUGAGGUCAAAGAUCCCCUGCUCCUCCAGUGUGUUCUUUACAGCUUCUGAUUUCAUCUACAAAUCAAAACCAAACUCUCUGGAUUGUGAAGUUACUUCUGAUAACAAAGUGGAGCUCUUUACCCUCAGACUUCAGCCCUCAGCUGAGAAACCAGGCGAGGACACAAAAACAGACCCAAAAGAAACCAUGAUGAGACCAGCUGACGAGAGAGCAGCAGGAACUGGCACAACGUCUGCCGUCAGUGACUAUCCAGAGCUCAAAGCCAGGUUCAUCGUUGUCUCUGCGGGUUUAUCAGCUCUCAUCAUAACUGUUGUGACCGUCAACAUAUGGACAAGAACUAAAGGGAAACAAAGACGGAGGGACAAUAACGUGGUGGAGACAGUGAACUAUGAAAACAUCAGAGCCUCUGCAGAGGAUCGACCAACACCUCUGUCUCUGUAGACAGACAGCUGUAUACAACAAGUGUGUUUAAGGUUUCUCCUAAAGUCCUAAAGUUUUAUUGGGAAUUUGUUUGCAAAUUUUCCAUCAUUUCAAAUGGAAUUUUGUGUGAAUUUGUUUGCAAAUUUUGGGGAGUUUGUUUGGAAAUUUCGAAUGGAAUUGCUUCAGGUAAUGGCUUAAAAUACAGGAUGUUUCACAGAAUUUUGGGUACAAUGUUAUUUGAAUGUGCAGGCUUUUUUCCCAAAACAGUCUGUUUUUAUUUUUUGGAAAUCUCUAAUAUUUUUUAAGGAAAUUGUAUUCCAAACCAAAGCUUGGGUCUCAGGAGGAUAUAUAAGAUAUCAUGUAUACUCAUUUAUAUUCACAUAUAUAAAUAUAACUUGUUAUAUUAUAUUGAAUUAUAUUAUUAUAUUAUUACCUUUCCUAAACAAGAGUUUACUUCUCCCAUUCCUUUCAGAUCUGCUAAUCAACUUUAUCUUGCUGCUGACAGUUUGCAUUGUUUAAAUUUUCACUGUUUUAAAGAUUAUUAUUCUA